Molecule: messenger RNA, 1245 nt
Organism: Ascochyta rabiei
Lineage: Eukaryota; Fungi; Ascomycota; Dothideomycetes; Pleosporales; Didymellaceae
Product: Zn finger-containing GTPase- Activating Protein for ARF
Exons: 4
Coding region: 1-1245 (414 amino acids)
Biological process (GO): regulation of endocytosis; regulation of ARF protein signal transduction
Cellular component (GO): Golgi membrane
Molecular function (GO): GTPase activator activity
Source: RefSeq, a predicted model, not a curated record
AUGAGCAAAAUGUGGGAGGUAGACCCGGAGACGCGGAGCAAGUUGCUGGAAAUUCAGAAGACAAACGACAACAACAAGUGCGUCGACUGCAAUGCGCCGAGUCCACAAUGGGCCUCGCCCAAGCUUGGAAUCUUCAUGUGUCUGUCUUGCUCUGGUGUUCACCGCGGCCUUGGUGUCCACAUCUCCUUCAUUCGCAGCAUAACCAUGGACGCCUUCAAGGGCGCUGAGCUUGCGCGCAUGGCUGCCGGUGGCAACAAACCUUUCCAAGACUUCUUCAACGCGCACCCGUCGAACACGAAAGACAACAGAACGUUUGAGGCUUCGUCCAUACAAGAGCGGUACGAUUCGGAGGCUGGCGACGAGUGGAAGGAGAGGUUGAGUUGCAAGGUCGAGGACAGGGAGUUUGACAAGAGCAAUCUACCCAAACGACUGCCGAAGAAGGAGAACGCUAGCACUGGUGGCCCGUUGAGCGGUCACGCCAGCGCAGCUGGGAGUAGAAGUCAAACACCACUCGGCAAGACACGCAGUAACGACUCCGGAUUCCAACGCUCUGGAUCGCCAGCUAUUGGCACCAAUGCCAUGUCAUCACAGAAGUCGAAGAACGAGGCUUAUUUCUCGCGUAUGGGAGCCGAGAACGCAAACAGGAGAGACGACGUAGCGCCUAACCAGGGUGGAAAAUACGCCGGGUUUGGCAGCGAGCCGGAAGCUUGGAAGAACAACGACGAGCCAGGUGCGCCGCCUGAGAUCGCCGACUUUCAGAAAGAUCCUGUUGCAGCACUCACAAAGGGCUUCGGUUGGCUAGGCGCGAGUGUGAGUAAGGUGGGCAAGACCGGAUAUGAGGGCUGGGUCAAGCCCGGCAUGCAGAAGCUUGCCGAAGCAGAUAUUGCCUCUCAGGCCCAGAAGACCGCUGGCUUGAUGGGCCAGACCAUCCAGGCCUCCGCCGCAAACGCUGGCACUGCGUUUAACCGCCUCGUUGAGGGCGAAUCCUCAGGUACUACACGUCGUGGCGUCGAGCCAGCGAAGAAAGACUUCUGGGACGAUUUUGGUGCGGCGCCCAAGGGCCCCAGCAGCGACAAGCGAGACUUCUGGGAUGAGUUUGCGGGCGCUGGUGAAGCCAGGACAGAUGCUACAACUGGCUUAGGGCAGAAACCAAAGCCGUCAGGCAUUGGCACCAGCGCAAUGAAGAAGAGCAGUGCUUCAGGGCCAGCAGCUGGUAAGAAAGACGACAAGUGGGAGGACUGGUAG